AUGAGCUGUCUGGAAAAGCGGCACAUGAGCCAUAGAGGGGGGAGUAUGCUCCACCAUCGCUUCCCUAAUGGCUUUAGUGACUUGUUCAUGGACGAUACUGAUCGUGAGGUCAGCACCCUCACUGAUCGAGCCUUCAGAAGUCUCUGCAUCGGGGAUGAUGCAGUUUACAACGACGAGUUUUUGUACGGAUACUCGCCUUUCAGCUGCCACAAACCUUUAGUGGGGGAGCCGGUUAAAAAGACUCAUCACAAGGAAUCUAAGAAACAGGGACAAAGCAAAAGUGAAAAGAAUUACAACCAGCCAUGGAAACAACAGCAGAAGGGUAUGUCCAAUAUGUCGUCUUUCCUCAAAGCAUUCAGUGCUACAGAGGAAAGCUGUGAAGGGAUGCUCAUCAAAAAUGGAUGUCUGACGGACUUAAAGGGGGAAUCUUGGGAUAAGUCGGCACUUCGCAGCAUCCAAAGGGAGCUGUCUGAGUUCUCCUCAGAUUACCCUACAAAUCUGACGGAUGGACAUUACAAAAAAUGUCAUCGGCAUCACUCUGGCAGUGGCCCAUCAAACAAAACAGGCAAAGAGUUUGCCCCACCUUCAGGAAAAUCUACGAAAAUUAAAAAUGGGAAAUCUACUGUCAAACUACGAAAACUUAAUAUCAAAAACUUUUUCCUCCACAGUGAGUUUAGCCCUUUUCAAGCAUGGAGAGAUUUUAACCGCUUCCCCUUUGGCCAAGAGGAUACAGUACUCCCCACAGAUUGUAUCCCUAAAUGGUACGACCUGCCUUUUUACAAGGAGCUGACAGAGGCCCACAGGCAAGAGACUCAGCACACAGAGGAGGUGCCACCAAAAAGCCAGAAAGCACUGCAGCCCCCUCCUUCGAUUGCUCCUAAACCCACCCACCCCCCUCCUCCGCCGAAGGUCCUGCCAAAGCCUUCAGCUGCUCAGGCUGAGAAGAGGUGUUCAUCAGAUGUAGGGGAGGGAAGUUCUGCCCCCUGGAGGCGCAACAAUUCCAGGGCUAAAAGUGUGAUCCCACUGAAUCAGUCUGGGAUACCAGCUCAGGAAAGUAUUUCAAAAACAGCAGAUGAAAGUAUGUUUCUGGUCAAAAAGGAAACUCGCUCUGUGGAAGUCAAAGCAGUGGAGGAGGUCAGCUCUUUGGCAUCAACUCCAUUUAGCAUUUGUCAGCUGAUGACCCCCCUCAUCCCCUCCAGACAACCCACAGAGACAUCAGAGAUCCUCCAAGCUGUUCUGUCACCCUCUGCUCUCGACUUGCCUCUACGACCACACUCUGAGGCCAAACUGACCCCUGAACCCCCAGUCAAGCGGGAAAGCUACAAAUCUCUGGCCUCAAGCAUCCUCUUUAAUCUCAAAGACAACAGGAAAAGGGUAAAAAGCCGAUACAGCCCACCUAAGUUUAAAACACUGGAAGUGCCUGAGGGUGGUUCUCAAUCUCCACAGUCAGAUAACUUAAAAUGUUCACAGGCUGGCUCUGAGGGCAAUGCAUCCGGUUUGAGCACUCCUGCCAUCAUAAAAGAAGAGGCGACGGUGUGCAGCCCCGUUUUGGAAUCAAACAGCAUCCCAACCAUUGACCCCAAUAAGCCUGAUUCUGAGACACCUCUUUCUGAUGAUUAUUUAUUAUCUCAUCUAUUACAGAGCAAAAAGGAGGCAGCGGCUCACAGCAGUCUCAGUGAAGACAAUCCAAUAUCUCCCCUUAUACACUCCAAAAAGACCAAGAGUCCCAGGGCUAAAAAGCUAAACUACCCUUCACUGAAUCUGUACAAGAAAGCCAGCCUUGCUGACAGUGAUAUGAAGUAUCUCCAAGUCCCUCCAAACAGCGAUGCUUCUACACACACAGACCAACCAAAUGAACUUUCACCACCAGCAUGUAACAAAGAUCCUUCCCCAAAAGCAUGGCCAGCAAACACAUUUGGUCUGUCCCCAAAUACUUUAAACGUCAACAAAGAUUGUUCACCCCUGAUUUCACCCUGUGUACCUGAGAAAGAGGGCCUGUCAUCAAAUGUGUCAGUUUGUAAAAUUUUAUCAAAUGUGCCAUGUAAAGCAAAACAACCCACAAAAGACCUCAAAGACACAGAACUGGGCCUGCAGCCUGUCAUUUCCAAAGAAAGGGAUUCGAAUCUCCAACACUUAAACACAAUGGAAGUGAUCAGAGCAGCAAGGGAAGCAAUUAGUGCAGCCAAAAACAAAGCCCGAAUGGCAGCUCAGUCAGAUAACAUCAAUAAAACCAUUUUACAGAAAGAGGAACUGAAGGAGAGAGAGAUAGACAAGAGGGUUGACAUUUCAAAAAAGAUGUGUAACGGUAAAAGUUUAUUAUCAGAGAAUGACAACACUUCAUCUCAGAGUAGAAAUGAAGCAAUGGUUUGCCAAAAAGCAAAUAUCAAGAAAGAAGCCCCACCAGUCCCAAAAAGAAACUUUACUAAAUCUGAUAUCCAGCUGUCUUUAGACAAACAGCAAACCAAUAAUGUCGACAACCUCACUAAUGGUGACUCAGGAAAUACAAAUGUAGAACUAGAGAUGAAAGAACAUGAAUCUGCUCAGAAACAAGCCAGACUUAAGCAUAUCUUCUCAGCCAGGCAGAACAAUUAUAUCAAAUAUCAAAGACAUGCAGAGAUGGACGAAGAACAAGAAGAGUUAGAGGAUGGUGAUCUGAAAGUCAAACUAAGAUUAGAAGCUGAUGAGGAGGUGAUACCGCUGGAAGAAAUGAGAGAUAGUGAGCAUAUUAUCAAUGAUUUACAUGCUUUGAAAGAGCUAGAGAGGGCUCGACUCAGCGAUCGUAUUCAUGAUAACUCUAAGAAUAAACUAGAUGUUACGAACAUUGAGGAGGAAGCUAGAGCUAAGAAUGAUUUGAUCUCAAGGGAACUUAGGAACAUUAAGAAGGGUAUGCUAUCUAUGAGGGGGAACACAUCAGCGAAGAGGGAACUCUUUACAAAGAAAGAAGUGGAGCAAAGCAGACCUGAGGCUUUCACCAAGAUAGACAGCAAUGUCAUUGUGAAUAAAGCACUCAUAAAUGACAACUAUGACAAAGCCAAGGUGGCACUUGAAGAGAUCAUCUCAGAGAGACAGAAAAGAAAUAACGUCACAGAGCAGGACGCAAAUCCAGUCCUGAAUGAGAGCGCAGAUGAUGAAAGUUAUGUCAAAAAGGUACAGCAAGGUAAAAAAGCUAUGAAAGAUGUUGCCAUGGAGGCUGCAGAAAAACAGACUGGCUUCAGUAAUUCUCCAAAGACAGAUUUAAAGGAAAGGCUCAGUGAUCUUAGAGAUAACAGUCACAUCAGACAAAUCCUUUCACAAACUGAGCCCAGGAGUGCAGAGACUUAUAAAACAGCUCUUAAAAAAUCUCCCCUCAAAAAUUCUGCCCAUCAUGUUGGCACAAGCUAUGAAUCAGAAGAGGGGCAUUUGAGAGAUUUAGACAGACGUCUGUCUGAGGACGGCAUAGAAAAUAUGAUGAACCAAAAUGGAGGCAGAAGUGAUGCUCCUCCUGUCCCUCCUCGAAACAAGAAGGGAGAGAAUAGAGGAGAUGGAAGUCUCACUGAGGAAACAAAUAAUCAGACUGAUUUGGGUGAAAAGGAUAUAUUUAAAGCUGAAGGGAAAUAUGAAAAUGAUGUUGUACACUUAAAAGAAAUGAGCCUAGGCUCAGGCAAACAAAAUAUAGCUAGUGACCCAUUCAUGACAGAAGCAGUGCCCUGUCAGAGUGAAACCUACUCAGAUCAAAAACCAAGCCAUGUGCUGCAAAAUGCAUCUUCUCAUUUGAUCAUUGAUGCAGUAUGUGAUACAGCCAUUCCUGCAAAGAAUCAACAGACUGGAUACACACUAGGUUUAUCAGGGAAUGAAGAAAAGGAAAGGGACUUGUUAACUGACUGGAGCUCAACAAAGGAAUCCACAGCUGAGAGCAGCAGUGACAGGACAAAGGAAUUAUACAAGAUAAAGCGUAAAGCUCCUUUAAAACCAGACAAUGUCAACGUAUCGGGCAACGUAUCAGGCAUCCAUUUAAUGGAAGGAGAAAUUGACAAAACACAAAGAACUGAGGAGUUCAAUGCUGAGUCAGAGGUCCUGAAUGAAACCCCUGGCAAAAUAAUAUCCCCCCUGCUUCUGGUCAAUGGUAUGAGCAUCAAUCAAAGUCCACCUGAUCAUGCCAGCUUAUCUUCCAAAUCUUCAUACUUCUCUGUUGAGAGCGCUCUACACAGAAAUUUUGAGACUGAGUCCAAUGUGUACCACUCCCUUGAGAACUUGAUUGGAGAGGUUGAAGAGGUGGAUGAGUUGAUGCUGAAUAUUUUACAAAACAAAAAACAGGAUUCUGACAAGAUUGAAGCUGAGUACUACUCUUUGAGUGAUCAUGACAGCGAGUUGGAGCGUGUGAAGCAACCAAUAAUGUCUCCUGAAGAAGAGGCACAGGUACCAAAUAAGUUCAGCAAAGAGGGAGAUGAUACCUCAACAGAUCACUGCUCAGCUCAAGAUGAACAAAACCAGACACCAAUGUCACCCUCCAACACUUUCUCACCAACUUUAGGGAUCCCUGCCUUAUUCAAGGUCAAAGACAACACUUUUAGUAAUAAGGUGAAGAAGAGUGUUCAACCCUGGCCACGAAGAGGGAGUCAGAGUGUUUCAGUGAAGGUAGAGGAGGAGUUACACCCAGUAAAGGAGAAUCCAAAGCUCCUUCUAACUGAUGAACCAGCCAACAAAGAAAUCAUGCCAGGACAAGAUGAAACUUUCAAAGCUAAAAUAAUUACAACCUCCCCUCACCCACUGCUGUUGCCUUCAAAUCUGCAAACAGAAAACCCAAAGAAACCACAAGACGCAGGGUUUCUUACUGUACCACAGGAGGACGACAGGUUCUCUGGAGUAAGUCCAUCCUCAGAGGGUGUGGAAAGCAUUACAACCAGCACAAUAGACACAGCCGAUGAGAUGGGGGUGAAUGAUGAGCUGCUGGUGGAGCAUGAGGUGUUAAAGGUCCCCAGUGAACGAUCUGGGUCCACUUGCAGUGGUAAUGAAAGCCAAACAGGGCUACCAAAACCACCAGCUGUCUUACCCAAAUCUGAGAAGGCUGUUCUCAGAGCCAUGAAGCUUGCAACUAGAAGGAUGAAAAAGGAGGAGGCUCAGAAGUCUUCCCACAAGUCCUCCAGCAGCAAACAUAGACCAGAGCGGCACAAGAGUGACAAAUCUGAGCACAAAAACAGCAGAAACAGCAAAAGCAGUGAGAGAAAACACAGAGACAAGACAUACGUUGGUCAUAACCAGAGUGAAACACACAACAGCAUAGACAGCAAUGAUGGUGGUGAGCAGCCCUCUGAUGUAAGAAGAGGCUACAGCAGUGAAAACCAGCAGCUUGACAAAAAAGACAUGAUCCAGGAGACUCAGGGACAGAGCCAGGACAUGAUUGAAGCCCUGCCUAGAGCUGCAACACAGAGGCAGGGCCGCAGCAACAGCCGACAUAUCCGAGAGAAACCCCAGCAGAGACACUACAGUAGUGACAGAGUCAUCAGUAAUGUACCUGUGUACAAAGCUCACGUUGGUGAUAGACCCACACCUGUGAGGCCUUUCCAGAGAUCUCAGAGCAGUGACAGGUACAUAGGAGAUAAGCUGGAACGAAGGCUGAGUGCUGACACGACCAUCCAUGAGAGGCCUGAUCUGAGGACCCAGCGUAUUGAGAAAUCCAUCAUGGAUGAGCUUCAGCAGAGAGGCCGGGCCAGAGACAAGACAGGCAGAGACAACCCUCUGAGAAGGAGUCACAGUAUUGAUGCUUACAGCGCCGAUGUCCCUCAUCCUUCAACCCUGUCCCGUCAGUCCAGCCACACCAGCCACAGCAGCCAGCUUUCACGCCAGUCGAGCAUUGAGCAUGCCAUUGUGACACAGUCCUUCCCCAUGACCCAACGCAAGCUCCUCCAGGAUCCAGAUUCUGGACAGUACUUCUUUGUUGACAUGCCUGUACAAGUCAAGACUAAAACUUUCUUUGACCCUGAAACAGGAAGUUAUGUGCAGCUGCCAGUCCAGCCACCCGAGGCUGCUGUUCCUCAGCCCUCUCCUUUAGAGGUGCUGACCCCACCGCUGGUUGUUUAUCAUGGAUUUGUCCCCGUGCCUUUGUCACCCAUGGCUCAAAAAGCUUCAAUCCAAGCCCAUCACAUGGCAGCAGAGGAGUUUGAUCAGAGACACUUGGAAAGGUCGAGGCAGAUGCACUGCACUGACAGACACCAGUAUUUAGAGCCUGUCUACGGUCAACACGAGCACAUGUUAGGGGAGUUUAUAGGCACUGAAGAGCUGGACUGUCCCAGCUGA
This is a messenger RNA of Xyrichtys novacula (pearly razorfish), 6273 nucleotides long. The record is from the annotation of a GenBank genome assembly. NCBI's taxonomy places the organism in Eukaryota, Metazoa, Chordata, Actinopteri, Labriformes, Labridae.